AUGAGUUUGAGUAUGGCCACCACCAAGGCGCCAGAACCCUCAGCCACGGGCGGCAGCGUAAGUGUGGGCGACGACGACUACACCAAGGAUGCUGUGGAACAGCCACAUGCGCAGGUCCUGGCUGCGCCCCAUCAGGAGGACUAUCCCGUCGAGAGGGUCGAGGCAGUCUACCGGAAGCUGGACAUGCGCAUCAUCCCAGCCUUCUGGAUCCUCUACUUCCUCUGCUCCGCCAUCCGCUCCAACAUCGGGCUCGCCCAGACCAUGAACGCCGCCCAGGGCCACGACCUCAUGUCGGUGCUGAACCUGACGGCGCGCGACACCUCCACCGCCCUGGCCCUCUUCUACGUCUCGUACGUCAUCUUCGACUGCCCGUCCAACCUCGUCAUGAGCAGGCUGAGCCCCCGCGUCUGGAUGGCCCGCAUCGUCUUCGCGGUCGGCCUCAUCGGCAUGUGCUUCGCCGCCGUGCGCGCAGCCUGGUCCGUCAAGCUGCUGCGCUUCCUGCUGGGCGUCGUCAUCGCGGGAAUGUGGCCCGGCAUGAGCUACUACCUGACCCUCUUCUACCCACCCAGCCGCACGGGCAAGCGCAUCGGCUAUUACUUCAGCGCUGCUCAGAUCUCGGCGGCUGUUGUUGGACUCGUCAGCGCUGGCUUCCAGAAGAUGGACGGGCUGGGAGGGCUCGUCGGCUUCCAGUGGAUGUUCCUCAUCUACGGCGCGCUGGCCGUAAUCCUGGGCUUCACCUUGCUCUGGUGGCUUCCCGACAGGCCUCUGCCUCCCGGCCAGAAGCGGGAGAGAUCAAAGUUCAUGAGGUUUCUCCCUGCGCCACCCGAGGCUCUCAUAGGUGAGGACGCCUUGGUGCACUACCACGAUCUUAGGAGAGUCUACCACCCCCGGCCCUGGACAUGGGCAGACCUGGGCUACGUCCUGAUCGACUGGCGUCUAUGGCCGCUGGUACUGAUGUACUUUGGUGUCGUGGGUGUGGGUAUCGGCACCCAGCUCUACGGGAACGUCAUCAUUGCCUCCAUCAACCCGUCAUACACCAGCAUCCAGGUCAGCCUGCUGUUCGCCCCCAUCUGGAUCAUGGACUUCUUCGCCAUCCUGAUCGUCACGCCUAUCUCGGACCGCUUCCAUCGCCUACGACCCGUUUUCUUCUCGUGCGCCGUUCUCAUCCAGAUCGCCGGCCUUCUAACCGUCACCUUUGCGCUAAACAACUCCUGGGCCCGCUACGGCGGCCUGCUCAUGGUCGGCUUCGGGCUCGGCCCCACGGUGCCAAUCUGCAUGACCUGGACCAACGAGAUCUUCCAGCGCCGCCACGGCGAGGUCGGCGUCGCCGCCGCAGCCGCCCUCGUCUCCGGGCUCGGGAACCUGGGCAGCAUCACGACGACCUACGCCCUCUACACGGGCUGGCCCGAGGACGCGGCUCCCGGCCCCUACAGGUACCGCCGGAGCAACCUGGCCAUGAUCGGCAUCCUGUGCCUCAGCAUCGUCAGCAGCUUCGCCAUGACAAUCCUCAUCCAGGUGUUUGGCAACAAGCCCAGCCACAAGAUCGUCAGCGGGGACGGCUCCUCCGCCGAUGACUUCCAGGACGGUGCAGCCCGGCGCGAGCAGGUGCAGCGAGGCUUUGGGAGGAUUCGGAUCGGCCGGCGGGGUUAG
Diaporthe citri is the source of this 1650-nucleotide messenger RNA. RefSeq lists its product as uncharacterized. Gene Ontology annotation, biological process: biotin import across plasma membrane. The transcript has 3 exons. Bases 1 to 1650 code for a protein of 549 amino acids. Gene Ontology annotation, cellular component: membrane. The record is from RefSeq and is a predicted model, not a curated record. Gene Ontology annotation, molecular function: dethiobiotin transmembrane transporter activity; solute:proton symporter activity; biotin transmembrane transporter activity. Lineage: Eukaryota; Fungi; Ascomycota; Sordariomycetes; Diaporthales; Diaporthaceae.